This is a messenger RNA of Micromonas pusilla CCMP1545, 4565 nucleotides long. RefSeq lists its product as uncharacterized. The transcript has 7 exons. Lineage: Eukaryota; Viridiplantae; Chlorophyta; Mamiellophyceae; Mamiellales; Mamiellaceae. The coding region runs from base 1 to 4497 and encodes 1498 amino acids. The record is from RefSeq and is a predicted model, not a curated record. Gene Ontology annotation, biological process: regulation of DNA-templated transcription. Gene Ontology annotation, cellular component: nucleus. Gene Ontology annotation, molecular function: chromatin DNA binding; histone binding.
AUGAGCGCGCAGGCCGCGGUCGCGGCCGCGCGCGCGGCGCUCCUCUCCGAGCCGCGCUCCGAUCCGUCGACAACGUCCGCGUCCGACGACGCCGCGAAAGCGAGAGCCAGGGCGGAGCGACUCAAGGCCGCCGCGGACGCGGAGGUGGGCGGCGCGGAGACGGUCUCGGAGACGAUCGGGAAAGUCUUCGCGGGGUACACGUGCGGCACGCUGAACGUGCGUCGCGUCCUCCGCCCGCUCGGCGCGUCGUCGUCGUCGUCGUCGUCGUCGUCGUCGUCGUCGUCGUCGUCGUCGUCUAAACAUCGUCGCGGCAUCGAACACCCCGGGGACAUCGCGGAGGCGGCGUCGCUCGCGUCCAUCCCGCUCCCGCCCGCGACGUACCCGCUCGUCGACGCGAUCGGCGACGACGUCGUCGACGGCGGGAAGCUCUCGAAACUGCAGCUCGAGGGCGUCACCUACGCGUGUCAGAAACACUGCGAGAUUCUCCCCGACGGCUGCAGAGCCGGGUUCAUGAUCGGCGACGGCGCGGGCGUCGGGAAAGGACGGCAGAUAGGCGGGAUCGUGCUGGAUAACUACGCGCGCGGACGGAAGAAGCACCUGUGGCUGUCCUCCAGCGCCGACCUGCACCGAGACGCGGAGCGAGAUCUGCGCGACCUGGGCGCGUCCCAUCUCGCGCCGGUCCCCGUACGACCGCGUCGGCGCGGUGCACGCCGUUUCUUAAGGACUUUCUUCUCUCCCGGCGGAUGCUACCUCCGAGUCAUCAACAACUGCGGCGAGCUGGAUAAAGACAAGACGCCGCGCGAGAAGCGCGAGGGGGUGCUGUUCCUGACGUACUCCACGCUCGUCUCGAGGACGAGCAAACGAAGCAGGUUAGACCAGAUCGUGGAGUGGUUCGGAGGCGCGGACGCGGACGGAUGCGUCCUCUUCGACGAGUGCCACAAGGCGAAAAAUUCCGGAACGUCGGGCGACGGCGGCACGAAAGUCGCGCAGUGCGUCAUCGAGCUCCAGCGCCGAUGCCCGAACGCGAGGGUCGUGUACCUGUCCGCGACCGGCAUCAGCGAGAUCGGGAACAUGGCGUACAUGCAGCGGUUGGGGUUUUGGGGCGUCGGAACGCCAUUCGCGGAUGCCGAUAAGUUCAUGUCCGCGAUGAAAAAUCGCGGCGUCGGCUUCCUCGAGAUGCUCGCCAUGGAGAUGAAAGCGAGCGGUAAAUACGUCAGCCGCGGGCUGUCGUUCCGCCAGGCUGAGUUCACGAACAUUGAGGCGACGCUGACGACGGCGCAGACGCGGAUGUACAACGACGCCGCGGCGUUCAUGACGACGCUUCGCGCGUGCCUGACGCAGGCGCGUUCUGUGCGAACGUUUUGUACAAUUUUCACCCGCCGCUCGGCGCUGCAGGAGUGCCGCGCGGACGCCGGGCAAGUCGGCGCCGCGAAGAAGGCGUACUGGAGCGCGCACCAGCGGUUCUUCAAGCUCAUGUGCGUGUCGAUCAAAGUCCCGACCGUCGUCGCGGAGGCGAAGCGCGCGCUGGAGGAGGGGAAGUGCGUCGUGAUCGGGCUGCAGGCGCGUCCCGGUCGCACCACGGGCGAGGCCGCGGACGCGGCGCUGGAGCUGACGCCGGGGGCGAGACUGAGCGACUUCGUGAGCACGACGCGCGAGAUGCUCCGAGGGUUCAUACGGACUCACUUCCCGACGCACGUCGUGGACGUCGCCGCGCCGGGGAUGCGAAACCAGACGUCGAUGAAUUUCGACGCGAUGGGGGGGAUGAACCCGUGGGGCGGGUUCGACGGGUACUCGUUAGUAGCGAAGUACGGCGGAAUGCUGCCGAACGGAAUGAUGAUGCCGCCGCCGGGGUCCACGAUGCUCCCGAACGGAAUGAUGCCGCCGCCGCCGCCGCCGCCGCAGCCGCAUCCCGGGUAUCUGCUUCCGCCCGCGCCCGCGACGCCGGCGCUCAGAGAACACGCCGAGUGCGUCGCCGCUCGCGACGCGCUCCUCGAACGCACGUCGCGGCUCGAUCUCCCGCCGAACUUCCUCGACGAGCUCAUCGACGCGCUGGGCGGGAAAGACGCGGUCGCGGAGAUGACCGGACGACGCGGCAGGGUCGUGCGCGCGUCGAAGAAGAAGCGCGAGCGCGACGACGGUGACGGAGACGGAUGCGAAAACGGCGGCGAGCUGACGUUCGAGCUCCGCGGCGAGGCGAGGGCCGCGAGCGGCCGCGCCGCCGCCGGGUCCAUCGCCGGCGACGGCGAAGUCGACGGCGUGAACCUCAAAGAGAAAGAGCUCUUCAUGAGCGGCGCGAAGCUCGUGGCGAUCAUAAGCGACGCCGCGAGCACGGGGAUAUCGCUGCACGCGCGCGAGGACGCGGGGAAUCGACGACGCAGAGUCCACGUCACGAUCGAACUCCCGUGGAGCGCGGACAAGGCGAUUCAGCAGCUCGGGCGGACGCACCGAUCGAACCAAACCUCCGGGCCGAUGUACGCGAUGUGCAGCACGAACUUGGGGGGCGAGAAACGGUUCGCCGCCGCCGUCGCGCGUCGGUUGCAAUCGCUCGGGGCGCUGACGAGGGGCGACAGACGCGCGGCGACGGGCGUGGACUUACGCGAGGGCGACCUCGACUCUCCGCUCGGUCGCCGCGCGCUCAAGAAGACCUACGACGCGCUGUUGUUGAUCAGGACGCCGCUUCCGACGGGGGUUACGCUCGCGUCGGUGCUGGCGCACCUGGACCCGCGCGCGGAGGCGGACGCGAGCGAGGAGGAGAGAGGGCUGACCGCGGAUGAAAUCUUCGAGCUUGAAAAAAGCCGCGCCGGCGCGGGCGUCGCGGCGCUGCACGCGGAGCUUCGCGCGCUCGUCGUCGACCUCGGCGUUCAGGUCGGUCUGCACCCCGAGGGCUUAGACCCGGAGCGCCGGCUCGCGCUGGAGGAGACGUCGGGAGGAGGCGCCGGCGGUUCUUCGAAGGACGCGGGCGACGUCCGACGGUUCUUGAACCGAAUCUUGGGACUUUAUUUCCCGGCGUCUCUCUCCGCUCACACCUCGCUUUCAAUCUCCGCCCUCGGCGCCUUUCAACUUCAACUGACGCCUUUCAACUCCACCCCGACGUCGCUUUGUAUGGAAUGGCCCUCAGGCCUCCCCGUGCGCGGGCAAAACCUCCUCUUCGGGUACUUCACCGAGGUGCUCGAGGCGGAGGUGAAAGCCGCGAAAGCGGAGGGGAAGUACAGCGAGGGCGUCAGCGAUCUGAGCGGCUCGAACAUUCGCAUCGAGUCCACGCGGACGGUCCUGAAGGACAGCGGCGAGGGAAAAAACGGCGGCUCUUCCGGCGGCGCUUCGGGCGGGAAGCUCUUGGGCGGCGCCGAACUCAAGCGGACGCGCGUGCUCAUCGACCGCGGCGUCUCUUUCGACGUCGCGCUCGGAAUCCUCGCCGCGAACCGGCGGAACCCGCGCGACGGGUUCUAUCGCAUGCGACGCGAGAUGUUCGGACGCGCGCAGAUCGUCCUCGCGCUCGCCAAGGUGGGCGCGAAGAACGUCUUCGGGAUUUGGCGGCCCAACACCGGCGCGUCGUUUUUCGAGAUGGACGUCGACGACUUGACGCAAAAGUACGUCAAGUACGACGAGCGCGACGAGGCGUCCGCGUGCGCGCCGUGGACGGCGACGUACGAGCUCACGGAGCACAAGUGCAUGCACGGCGCGACGUGCGAGAGGGGCGCCGGGUGCACCGCGGGGAGCAGGGCGGUGCGGUGUUGCAUCCUCAGCGGCGCCGUCGUGCCCGCCUGGGGCGUCCUCGAACGCGUGUUGGAACGCCACGAGCACCGGUUCAACAAGAGCGAUCGCGGGAUGCGCGCGGUGAAGGUGGUCGCGGAGGACGGCACGAAAGUCGUCGGGAUUCGGUACCCGGAAGAUUUGAUACCGGAGGUGAAGGAGCGCAUCGCGCAGGAGUGGAGUUCGUCGAUCGCGAUGGCGGCGGCGGCGGCGGCGGCGGCGGGUGGGGGUGGGGGCGGCGGAGGGGGUACGACGGCGAAACGAGAACCGCCGGCCGGGGUCAUCUCCAUCGACGUCCCGUCGCCGCUGUCGCCGAACGGCGCGCGCGUGCGCGUGGAAGCGCCGACGCCGGUGAGCGCGUCGUGCGCGGCGCGAGCGCGAAGGGCGCCGACGACGAUGCAUUCGUUUUUUCAAAAACGAGAACGAGACGCGAUCGACGGGAGCGACGUCGACGGGAGCGGGCGCGGCGGCGACGGCGGCGACGCGAAGCCCGCCCCCGCCGCGGCGAAGAAGGCGAAGGGCAACGCGCUCGACAACCCUCUCGGGUUCGCGCCCGCCGCUUCCAGCGCGAGCGCGGCGGCAGCGACGAAGCCGAAGCCAAAGCCCGAGGGCGGCUCCUGCGGCGGCGGCGGCGGCUCGAACGUGUGCGAGAACUGUCCCAUCUGCGGCUUCACGUUCCCGCGAACGGCGCUGAACACGGACGUGAACGCGCACAUGGACGCGUGCAUAGCGAACACCGUGCUCUGAGACGACGACGACGACGACGACGACGCGAGGAUGCUUUAAUGAAGUUUUAGCGCCUAAAGUUAAGGUUA